AUGGCAGAGCAAGUUAAAGAUUGUAAGGGAAAUUGCUCAUGCAAUUCCUAUCUCCACACUGCGUUCUCAAGACCCAUCAUCCACAGGAACAUACAACUGGAAAACAUCUUUUUAGACCAGAACAAUGUUGCCAAACUAACCGAAUUUUCACUGUCCAUAUCCAUCCCCAAAGGUGAAACUCAUGCAGUAGUUGACUACCUGGGUGGGACUGCUAAGUUCAUAUGCCCCAAAUAUUUUAGCACAUUCCAUGUAAUGGAGAUAGUUGACGUCUACAGCUUCAGAUCAUUUCUAUUAGAGCUUUUAACUGGAAGGAGGUUAGGUCAUCUAGCACAAACAGCCAAAGAUGAAGGCCGAAUGGUUUCCAUUAAGAAGUACUUAAAAAAUUUCGAGGAAACUGUCUUCACUGAUAUAGCUAUUUCUGCAAAGAUGAGCCCUCGCAAUAAUGUUCUAAGGCUCAUAGGGUGCUCAAAUGGAUCGCUUGCUGAUCGAUUGGAGGUAUCCAAUUCUAGUCUUAAUGGAGAACAACAACAACGUGAGUCCAUGGCAUGGCAGAGCAAGUUAAAGAUUGCUAGAGAAAUUGCUCAUGCAAUUGUAUCUCCACACUGCGUUCUCAAGACCAUCAUUCACAGGGACAUUAAACAGGGAAAUAUCUUUUUAGACGAACAUGAUGUUGCCAAACUAACUGAUUUUUCAGAGUCGAUAUCAAUCCCCGACGAUGAAAUUCACGUAGUAGAUAAGCACGUGAUUGGGACUCUUGGGUUUGUAUGCCCCUAUUAUGGUACCACGUGCCGUAUAACAGAGAAAAUUGAUGUCUUCAGCUUCGGAUCAUUUCUAUUAGAGCUUACAACUGGACAGAGGAUAUAUCAUCUAGUAGAAACAGCCGAUGAUGAAGGUGUGGAAUUAGAAGAUUACAUAGAAAACGUAACUAUAAAUGAGAUUGUGAAUCUAGCAAUCCAGGCAAGGGAAAGAGGAGCUGUUGUGGAGCAACAAGCACAAGCUGUGAAGCUUGCCCUCCUAUGCAGAGAAAAGGAUCCGGAGAUAAGGCCAAAUAUGGUCUACGUUACAAAAGAACCCAGAAUGAUUGAGAGGUUGGUCCUAUGA
This is a messenger RNA of Quercus lobata, 1101 nucleotides long. Its product is annotated as non-functional pseudokinase ZED1-like. The transcript has 3 exons. Lineage: Eukaryota; Viridiplantae; Streptophyta; Magnoliopsida; Fagales; Fagaceae. Gene Ontology annotation, cellular component: plasma membrane. Gene Ontology annotation, molecular function: ATP binding; protein serine/threonine kinase activity. Gene Ontology annotation, biological process: cell surface receptor signaling pathway; protein phosphorylation. Bases 1 to 1101 code for a protein of 366 amino acids. The record is from RefSeq and is a predicted model, not a curated record.